AUGUUUACAUUAUUUAGGGGUGCUUGUUCUGGCUGUCCCUCAUCUGCAUUGACUCUGCGGGGGGGCAUUGAGGCGGCGCUGCAGGAUGUAUGGGGGGGGGUUAGGGGGCUUGUGCCCGCAAUAGAAAGAAUGGGGGGGGCUGUAGAUGCCUAUCAACAACCGAGCGGGGGCGUGACGCUGCGUUAUGUGGGGCCCAAUGCAGCCACUGUUAGAUACGGGCUUGAGAUGGAGCUGCAGGAUAAACUGCCGGCGGCUGCUUAA
This is a messenger RNA of Eimeria mitis, 261 nucleotides long. RefSeq lists its product as uncharacterized. The record is from RefSeq and is a predicted model, not a curated record. The transcript has 6 exons. Gene Ontology annotation, biological process: iron-sulfur cluster assembly. Gene Ontology annotation, molecular function: iron-sulfur cluster binding; iron ion binding. Lineage: Eukaryota; Apicomplexa; Conoidasida; Eucoccidiorida; Eimeriidae. Bases 1 to 261 code for a protein of 86 amino acids.